UAAACUAAAAUAGUUUAUUAAUUCAAAUAAAUUUAUUUUUUAACGUCAUUUUAAAUUUUAGUAACUGUAAAAUUCAAGCUUCAUAUGAUAGACAUAGGAAACAGGACAUUGUAGUAUUAAAAGAUUUCAGAGCACACCCAGUACAAAACUAGCGUUCAUACGCGCUACGCACCAUAACUACACCAUUUGUAAACGGAGCUCGAAGGAAUUCAGUUCAGGGGAGACUACACAUCGUAUGAUCAAAGCAGUGAGAAUGUUAACUUAAGAAACACGUAUGGUGUAAUGAUUUAGGAACCGGUAACUGUAUUUCGAUCGUGUAUAUUGAUUCUGGCGAAUUUCAGCCAGUUUAGAUCGUCAUGCAAAAUGUUAGAUUGAGGUACCAUCUUGUUGGAAGUCGACGGAAAGAAUCAACAUUAUAGUUUCUCAUAAUUUACGUUAUAAUUUUGUAUUGUGUUAUUGUACGAUGAGUAAUAACAUAGGUAAUAACAUGAAUCCGAAUCAGAAUAUUGGGUCAGCAAUGACAGUUGCCGCAACUACUCCCGGCUCAAUGUUAUCAGUAUCGGGGCAUCAACAAAAUAUUGCUACUCCAAUGGAAGUGGAUUCGGGAAUCCCACCGUCUGUUAUGGCUCCUCAACCUAGUUUACCAAACUUAACUGCUUCAUCGUCACCUGGUCUGGGAAAUCUUCAGUCUGUCAUGGGCACAGGCACAACAAAUAUUGUGUCUUCUUCUGCGGUGACACCAUCUGCGUCACAACAUUCUUCUCUUGCUUCUGCUUUACAAGGUGGUGGUUCAAAUACAAACACUACCCACAACAACAUGACAGGAACGGGAACAUCAUCAAUGGGAUCAUCUGUUCAAUCAUCGCUGGGAUCACAAAUGAAGACUUCAUCUUCCACUGCUUCUUCAGUGAGUCAUGAUGUACCAUCUGUGAUUUUGACUCGACCACGAUUGCAAGAUCUUGUACGAGAAGUUGAUCCUACAGAACAGCUUGAUGAAGAAGUAGAAGAGCUUCUUCUUCAGUUAGCAGAUGAUUUUGUUGAAUCAACUGUCAGUGCUGCAUGUUUGCUUGCCAAACAUCGGAAUGCAUCUACUGUGGAAGUAAAGGACGUGCAAUUGCACUUAGAGCGACAGUGGAACAUGUGGCUUCCUGGCUUUGGAACAGAUGAACUCCGACCUUAUAAACGAGCUCCUGUCACUGAAGCACAUAAGCAACGCCUUGCACUAAUUCGUAAAUCACUUAAGAAGUAUUAAAACACUUCUUCAUCUCAGGAUAAUGGAUUACUCUGUAAAUAGAAUAGUGAAAAAAGUGAAAGUAUACAUUUUAAGAAAUUUUUUCUUUCUGUAAAGUAUAGGAAGAUAAGUUCACUUGUUAUAUGAGUGAACGUGGAAAAUGUUUUUUGUUUGUUUGUUAGGCAGUAACUAAGUCAAAUCUAUUGUAUAAUGUUUCAUGUGUUUAUUGAGUGUGUGAAUGGAUUAGUGAUUUGGAAAAAUAUGGAAUGUGAAUUUUUUUAUAUACAGUUGAAUGAAUGAUAAUGAAAAUCUCGAACUAUCAAUUUUCACUAAACUUCCUUUUGGUGUAUUAUGAAACACAUGAAUUCUUCCACAGUUCCUAUUGGGCGAGUUUUUCAGCUCUGAUUUUUAUCAGAUGUGUCCAUGUGAUGUAUUUUCAUAGUCCCAUGUACAUUGUGAGAAAUCUUUUUUUUCUUUUUUUGACUUCACAAUGUAAAACAACAUGGAGGAAAUUGUUUUCAUUAAAUUUAUUAAUUUGUCUCUCAAAUGAUUUAGUGUGUUUCUAAAAGUAAGAAUUUAAUAUGGUCUAAACUAUUCGAUUUAAUGUGAAUUCUCUCAGGAACUUUUGAUCAGAUUUUGACAGUUUUCACUAUAAAUGUUUCUUUCAUUGUUAGUAAGUUGCAAACAUUUCUGCACAUAUAGUACAUUUGAACUUAUUUCACAUAAUAGAUUAUUUUAAAUAAGAGGAUAUUAUUUUUCAAGAAUCAAGUGCUGUAUUUUAUUUUAUGUUCAAAUGAAUCUGGUUUAUUAAUAAAAUUCUUUUGUUUUAUUGAGGUGGGAAUUUGCAGACUGAAGGGUGUAGUCAGAGUUUAAUUAUUUAUGAUUUUUUGUGUUUCAAUAAAGGAUAAAGUGUUAUUUGUAUUUUAUGGAAAUAAAAGUCCCUGUUUCCAAACUUUUCUAAACUCCUUGUAUUUUGUUGGAUACAUUAAACUCUUCUUUCUUAGUUUAAAAUUAUUCACCAAUUUUUUUAGGUGAUAUCCUGUAAGAACAUGAUUAUUAAAUGUGGAAUUUAUUUUUAAAGCAAGGUUGUCGGAGGACCUGGGUUGAGAACAUAGGAUUUAUUCUAAAAUUAGGAGAACUAGAUAUCUAUCUUAUGAUGUAGUCUUUCCAAAUAUUUGAAAUUUCCUUUUAGUUAAAAUAAUGUCUACAAAACAAUAAAAAAAAUUUAUUAAGCAUUUUUAUAAAUAUAUAAAUGACAAUUGUGCAAGAAUAUUAAUGCAAUAUUGAAUUAAUUUACAUCAAAUUAAACAUGCAUUAAUGCAAGUAUGAAUUGGCAAUUUUUUCCAGAGGAGAACAUUUAAAACUUCAGGAGGACGAGAACAAAGAAUGAAUUGUGAAAUGAAUGCCAUCUUUGAUUAUGCAACACAAUAUGAAAGAAUUUUAAUAUUGCUCUUGAGAAUGUUUUCUUGAUAAAUUCCCAUUUGAACAUUUAAGAGUGCAAAUCAUAAAUAUGGCACCUGAUGUGGAUUAAUUGUAUCCCUAGCAAAAAAGUAGUACUUCUCCAGCAGGGGAUAUCCAAUUCUCUUGGGUCCUGACAUCCUGUCCAUCAAUUUGCAUCUUGAAUUCAUAUUUACUUGUACACAAAAUGUUACAUAAAUAAUGGAAUCGUUCUUGAUUUCUGCAUUCAUGUGGAACAUAAAUGGAGAUAAUUUAAUACAAACGAAAGUGUUUGGAGCAACAAGGAACCUCUGAAAAUGAGUUUAUAUUAGAUCCCAAUUGAAACUUCCUAUACUAUUUCUAAGAUAAAAGGUAAAAAUGUAUGGCCAGAAAAUGUUUUUGCAGGCAACAGAUGAGACAUAGUCUAAAAUUAACCUGAUUGCUAUUGUCACUGCCAGUCAAAUAGCACAAUAACAGGUGAUACAGGUUAAUCUAAUGGUAGUGUGAAGAAAUCGCGGCUGUUCAGCUAAUAAAUUAAAUGUUUUAUAGUACAGUGCUUGAUAUAACAAUUUGCAGUUAAAAAUGGAAAUGUAUUUUUUACAUUUUAAUUAAAAUAUUAACAGGGGUAUGGGUUACAGAAGCUCAUUUGUUCAUAGCUAAGGAGGUGUAAUUCUUUUAAAAUUUGAGUAAUUAGGAUUGUAAAAAUGUACAGUAACCACAUUACGUUCACCUCCAAAUACUGAGAUCUAUUUAUAAGAAAGGGGAGAAAAAUCAAAUGGAUUACUUUUCAAUUCAGAAGUUCCAAACAAUGAUUUAAAUAAUUUUACUGUAUUCGUAUGUAAAUGGAAAUCUCUCCAGUAUUACUAAUUAAAGUUUCAUGAAUUCUUGUUCUUUUUUGAAGUUUGCUUCUGAAAUUAUACAUAUUUCCUAGAAAGCAAACCAAUAUGUUUUUUGUCUUGAUAUUUUGCUGCUUCUUUUGUGAACUAGAAAUUAUGUAUUUUAUUGUAAUUUAGUGAUUCUGUCUGUUUCCAGUUGAUCUAAAUAACCAGAAAGAAAUUGUCUUGCCAAUGAAUUAGUACGCAUAUGUAUUUUAUUGUGAAGUAACCUUCACAUUUGUUAGUUUCAUUAGUUUAAUUUAGUGACCAAGGUAUCACUUGCUUUGAUACUUACUUUGUUAUACAUCUGUACUACAUGUAUGAAGUAGUGCACCGGGCUUAUGAAGCUUUAGCCCCCCCAGAAACGCAGUAAAGCAAAGUACUACUUGCUUUCUUGUACACGUAUGUUAAAUAAAUGCAGUAGUGUACCAGGUUUAGAGACCUGUGACAUCCCAGAAACCGAUGCUAUCACAAUAAUUUUUGUUUUUACUAAUUUAAACAGAAAAUUUUAACAUUUUAAUUAUUUAUAUUCUUUUGCUGCUGCUUUUGGAGUUACAAAGUAUUUUGUUCAUAUUAUUAAUGGCAACUAUUAAUGUCCAAAUCAAGAUUAAUUUGUGUGGAUAUACACUGAAAAGUAAAUUAAAAUUGAUUUAACAAUUCUAUUCAUUUAAGUCUUUAAAAUAAAUAACUUUGAUUUGUAAUGUUUUGUUCUUUUUAUAUGAACAAUUUUUAACUUCUUGACACAACAAUAACUAACUAAAGAUACAGGCACCCUAGUUUUAAUAAUAUUUAAAUCAUUUAAUAUCUCACUUGCAUACGUUAUGAAUAACACAUUAACAAAUUAAAAUUUCUUUUAAAUUCUGCAUAAGUGUAAAAUUCUUUACAAGAAGUCAUCUGGAUAUUAUGCUUAUAACAUCCCUCCCCUCCAGGAAAAUCCUGGUUAUGCAAUAAAAGGCAGUAUCAGUUAAAAGUGAAACAAAAAUCCAGUAAAAUGAUAUACUUCUAAACAUUUCUAUCAAAUUUAGUAGAAAUCUGACAAUCUUGACUUCCGAAUAUUAAAAUUAAUACAUUAAUAAAUCUGCUUUAGCAGGUAGGUUCAUUUCAAAAAGAGAAAUACUAAUUUGGAUUUUACUGUUAUAUUUAUCACCAUCACAAACUAUAAUAUUGCCAUAAAGCUAAAACACUCAAAUUUCCAUCCUGAAAACAGAUUUCAUGCCUAUUACAUAUGAAAUAAUCAGUUUGAAUAACACUUGAUGUUUUCUAUGCAGUAGUGGAAUUAGGCAUGAGCACUGUAAAAGUGGAUAAAUCUAGUUGCUAAAUGUAGAAAAAGAUUCUCUAACACAUGUUGUAGCCAGAAACCGAAAUAUGCCAAAAAACGAUUGAAGGCAAAAUGUCUGUCCACCAGUGAUCAAUGCUAGUGCUUUAACUGUUCAGCCGAUUAUCUUCAAAAUUCAUACUCUCCAAUUGAUCUAAAUUAUCUCAAGGUUUUGGGAGUUUGGAUAUUUUGUUUUUUGAGGGUACUUAAUAUGAAGCCUCAAAAACAUUUUCAAAAUUUUCACAAAAAUGGAUACAAAUUUUUUGAUUAAACUUUGUCCUAAG
Messenger RNA from Gryllus bimaculatus (two-spotted cricket), 5142 nucleotides. The record is from the annotation of a GenBank genome assembly. NCBI's taxonomy places the organism in Eukaryota, Metazoa, Arthropoda, Insecta, Orthoptera, Gryllidae.